This is a messenger RNA of Drosophila nasuta, 2225 nucleotides long. RefSeq names its product nucleostemin 3 (gene Ns3). Gene Ontology annotation, cellular component: cytosol. NCBI's taxonomy places the organism in Eukaryota, Metazoa, Arthropoda, Insecta, Diptera, Drosophilidae. The transcript has 4 exons. The coding region runs from base 88 to 1929 and encodes 613 amino acids. Gene Ontology annotation, biological process: ribosomal subunit export from nucleus. The record is from RefSeq and is a predicted model, not a curated record. Gene Ontology annotation, molecular function: GTPase activity; GTP binding.
CUCAGUUUACUAUUGCUGUAGCGCACGCACGUGUUUUGUUGUUAAAUUACGUAGAGAUUAAAUACAUUUCAAUUUGUGCCGCACAAAAUGGGCAAGAAAACCAAAGGAGGGAGCAAUCUGGGACGCCAGCUGAUCAAGGAUCGGUUUGGCCACACGGCGCGCCGCAAAGUGGACAACGAUACGAUGCUGCACACAACGGAGCUGCAAGAUGGCUACGACUGGGGUCGUCUCAAUCUCUCUUCUGUUACCGAAGAGUCGUCUUUCAACGCCUUUCUGCGCACUGCGGAAUUGGCGGGCACAGAAUUUCAGGCUGAGAAACUGAACAUCACCUUUGUGAAUCCCAAACAGCGUGUCGGCUUGCUGAGCAAGACACAAGAGCAGCACAUGCAUCAAAAGCACGCCGAGCACAUCGAUCAACUCAAGAUACCGCGUCGUCCCAAGUGGACAAAGGAAACGAGUGCCGAGGAUUUGGAACGCGCCGAGAACGAAGCCUUCCUCAAUUGGCGUCGUGAUCUAGCGCUGCUGCAAGAGAACGAAGAGAUUCUAAUGACACCCUACGAGAAGAAUUUGGAAUUCUGGCGUCAAUUGUGGCGCGUUGUCGAGCGUUCCGAUGUCGUUGUGCAAAUUGUCGAUGCACGCAAUCCGUUGCUCUUUCGCAGCGUCGACUUGGAGCGCUAUGUGAGCGAGGUGAGCGAUGGCCAGAAGCUCAACAUGAUUCUGGUGAACAAAUCGGAUCUGCUCACACUAGAGCAGCGUCAGCAUUGGGCACAGUACUUUGACGGCGAAGGUAUACGCACAGCUUUCUAUUCCGCCACGCUGGUGGAGGAGGAGCUGAAGCGUGAGGCGGAGGCAGCCAAGUUGGCUGCCGAGUCACCGUCGACAGCACUGGAGCUAAAAGAGUUGCGUCAAGCUGCCGAGGACAUACAGCAUUCAUUGGAUGCGGUCGAACACACACUGGAUGCCAUCGAGAGCAAGAUACAGCCCAAGAAAGAGUCGCAACAGGUGAAGUUGCCACGUCUGCCGGGUGAUAGGAACAGCGCACAUCUGUUGUCGCGCCUCGAACUCAUUGAUUUUUUGCGUCACAUCUACACGGGACCCCGGAACAGUAGUCAGCAUGUCACCAUCGGCAUGGUCGGUUAUCCAAAUGUGGGCAAAAGCAGUACCAUCAAUUCUUUGAUGACCAUGAAAAAAGUCUCGGUUUCGGCGACGCCCGGCAAGACAAAACGCUUUCAGACGCUCUUCCUCGAGAACGAUAUAUUGCUGUGCGAUUGUCCGGGUCUGGUGAUGCCCAGUUUUGUGCUGACCAAGGCGGACAUGUUGCUCAAUGGCAUUCUGCCCAUCGAUCAGAUGCGUGAUCAUGUGCCCGCUGUCAAUUUGCUGUGCGAGCGCAUUCCGCGUCACAUCCUCGAGGAUAAGUAUGGCAUUGUGAUAGCCAAGCCGCUGGAAGGCGAGGAUCCCGAUCGUCCGCCAUUCUCCGAGGAACUGCUGCUUGCCUAUGGCUAUAAUCGCGGCUUUAUGACAUCGAAUGGACAGCCGGAUCAGGCACGUUCGGCUCGCUAUGUGUUGAAGGAUUAUGUCAAUGGCAAGCUGCUCUUCGCUCUGGGUCCGCCAUCGGUUGAUCAGUCCGAGUAUCACACAUUUCCCGAACGCCAGCGCAAAGUCAUCGAAGAGUCGCAGCUGCCUAGUCAACAGCAGCGAGCUAUGCGCAUCGACAAGAGUUCGUCCAAGGAGUUGGAUAACCAAUUCUUCACCGACAAACCGAGCACAGCACACGUCAAGGGACGCACCAACUUUCCCCACGUCCGUCUGGCCAACGAUGGCACCUUGGUAGCCAAUGAUGCCGGAGCUGCAGCCAAACCGUGGCGCAAUGUGAAGAAGGAACGACGCGAGAAGCUGCGUAAAAAGUUCUCCCACCUCGAUGAGCACUAAAAUCGAAAACAAAAUCGGAGAGAGCAACGAGCUAUAAACGUUGUUGUUUGUUUUGUAAGCACACAUUGAUGCUGCAGUGCAGCAGCAGCAGGAAGUGAUUGCCUGGAUGUAUGAGAGCUGGUUAAAAACCUUGUUUUUAAAUUAAAAUUAGAGUAAUGCUUAUAAUACGUGACUCUCGCCAAGUGUUUUCCCAGCUGAAAGCAGGACACUCAAAUCUGAGUCAAUCGACGCAAUGAGCGCGAAAGAUUGUAAGAGAUGGAGAGAUACAUACAUUGAUACAUUGUAAUAAUUAAACA